This is a messenger RNA of Mytilus californianus (California mussel), 1367 nucleotides long. Its product is annotated as PRELI domain-containing protein 1, mitochondrial-like. The coding region runs from base 188 to 835 and encodes 215 amino acids. Gene Ontology annotation, cellular component: mitochondrial intermembrane space. The record is from RefSeq and is a predicted model, not a curated record. Lineage: Eukaryota; Metazoa; Mollusca; Bivalvia; Mytilida; Mytilidae. Gene Ontology annotation, molecular function: phosphatidic acid transfer activity. The transcript is spliced from 4 exons. Gene Ontology annotation, biological process: phospholipid transport.
CCUGUACAAGCCUUUUGGUGAUUGACAAAAACGUGAUCCCAAGAAAUAUUUUGGAAGAAAUGAUUAUUGAAUUUGACACAUAACCAGGAAUAAAGUAGUGCAUGUUAUCCUUGUAUCAUCUUAAAAACUCAUUGAUGCAUUCCAUUAAAGACUGAUGUACAUGUAGAUACUUUACUGUUUGGCAGCUAUGAAGUUCUUCAAUACUUUACUUCCAUAUAACUUCAACUGGGACCAAAUUGCAGUUGGCCUUUGGCAAAGAUAUCCUAACCCUAAAAGUAAGCAUGUUUUAACUGAAGAUGUUGUGUCUAGAGUCUUAGUUGGAAAGAAAUUAUUUACAAAAAGGCUAUUGACCAAGAAGUACAAUGUUCCAAAAUGGGGUAGAGAUGGACCAAAGUGGUAUGUGACUGCCAUAAUUGAAGAAUCUGUUGUGGAUCCUGUCAAAAAGACCAUGACAACAUACACCAGAAACAUAGAUCUUAAAUGGUUUAUUAAUGUUGUUGAAAAAUGUGUUUACACUGUUGACCCAGAGAGUAAAUGCAAAGUAAUGCAAGACAAAUCGUAUUGGAAUACAUCUAAAGUUUUUGGAUUCGGCAAGGCUAUUGAACUUUAUGGAUACGAAAAAGCCAAAAAAGAUGCUCAGAAAACUCAUGAGGGAUUUAUUCUCAUUUUAGAGAAAUUAUUCCCAUCUGAUACUGUUGUUCCAGCAACAGUUCUUGCUACAACUGGCAAAGAUAGGAUUAAGCAGACGGCACGUAAAGCAACAGAAAUGGCAAAGGAUGCUACAGAAAAAGCCAAAGACAAAGCAAAAUCUAGAGUUUUUGUGCCAAAUUCUUAGAAAUAUGAAUAUUUUGGUUAUCAAUGAUUAUGGUCACAUUUACUAAAUGGAUGAUUAUAAUGAAAUAUUUUAUACUGCCGGGUUAAACUUUAACUGUCAGCUUUCAUUGCAAUUCUACAGUUUGUUAUUUAGGUCACUGAUCACUGUUGAUUAAAUGAAUUGAAUGAAAGCUUACAACUUAAUGAAUGAACAGUUCAUUAUUACUGUUUAUAUAUAUACAUUCAUGAUUCAUUAUUUUUAUCAAUAUUUUCCAUUAGGGUAUGGGGGUUUCAGAUUUCAUUUCAUUUCUUGAACUGUUUGUUGAUUGACUUAUAUAUUUUUUAGACGAUUGAGAAUACAUUUUAACAAGUACAUGUGAGGUUUAAAUUACCUCUUGAAAUGUUUGUAAGAGCACUGCCAUGAGAUAUAUAUGAAUUAAUAUUAAUUUUAUGUAAGUACUGAAUUGAAAAAUGACAAAGUUCCUAGUGCUUAUCUCUUACCUAGUGCUAGAAUUGUAUUUGUUCGAUUAUAAAUAAAUCAAUAAAUAUUUUAA